Trametes versicolor FP-101664 SS1 is the source of this 318-nucleotide messenger RNA. RefSeq lists its product as uncharacterized. The transcript has 3 exons. The record is from RefSeq and is a predicted model, not a curated record. The coding region runs from base 1 to 318 and encodes 105 amino acids. NCBI's taxonomy places the organism in Eukaryota, Fungi, Basidiomycota, Agaricomycetes, Polyporales, Polyporaceae.
AUGAGUCUAGAGGACGACUUGACCUCACUCCAAGACUGGUUGAUCGACCGUUCUUACACUCUACCGAGAAAUGCCGAAAAGGCACUGGAAAGGAAUGGUGUCCGCGCCGUUCGUACAAACACGCAGGGUGCCAGUCCAACAGUGAAAGAAAACGUCGCCGCUCCUAUCACACAACCGCAAGCUGGGUCUAGUACACAGGCGGAGAGCGAAGGAGACCGCACCGGAACCACAACUCGCAAAUCGAAGCGCAUUGCACUCAAGGGCCCAAAGAAAGUCAGCUUCGCCACCGACGAGGACGAGGACGAAGAGGCCGAGUAG